Messenger RNA from Caretta caretta (loggerhead turtle), 1021 nucleotides. It is a transcript of the gene C12H16orf86, whose product is annotated as chromosome 12 C16orf86 homolog. The record is from RefSeq and is a predicted model, not a curated record. NCBI's taxonomy places the organism in Eukaryota, Metazoa, Chordata, Testudines, Cheloniidae.
AUGGCCACUGCAGCAAGGAGUCCAAGCGAGAAGAGGCCUGUGGGGAAGGCUGUGCCCGGACGCUUCCUCUCCCAGUUGGCAGCUGCACUGAACAAUCCAACCAUCAAGGCGCUGGAGUGGGACGAGGACGGGCAAGGAGUGGUUGUGAACACCAAGCUGUACGAUGAAGAAGGUCAGAAGCACAAAGAGCUCUUUCCGGAGCUGAAACCCCUGCGAUCUGUCUCCGUGCUCCAGGCAUGGCUGCUGACCUCUGGCUUUAAAGCAAAGGCAGUGAAGGCUGAUCCUGCAGUACCUGUUUUCCAGCACGCUGACUUCAGGAAGCUGCCUCCCAAGGCAGGGGAGGUGGACUCUCCCCUCGCUACCAGGCAGCACAAGAAAGCCAAGAAAAGGAAAAGCUCGUCAGACCUCCCUGCUUCUGCAGCCAGCAUGGCAGCGGCUCUGCCCCCGGACACACUGCGCACGGACAGGAGACCACAGCGCUUGCGACCCUUAUACCAGUACAUAAACUAUGACAACCCGGAGCUGAACAGCCCUUCGGAGGAUGAGAGCGACACACCAGGGACAGCUGUACUGGGGGAUGCUGUGGGAGCCCCAGACAGGGCAGACACUGAGGAGUCAAAAGAGUCUCACCACGCAGGAACAAAAAGCGAUAAUCCAGAGAGUUGCUCCCCAGGAACUCCACCCCAGGCAGCGGUCGACAAGUCAACACAAGUUGACAUCGACAAGAUGCUGAGUGUCUGUGCAGCUCACCUGGUGCCACCACUCUCACCACAGUAUAAAUAAUCUCACAGGUUUCCUGCCUUGUCAGUUUAGCAUAAAAGAAGCCUGUUGACUUUCGGCCUUCUUAAAACUCUGCAGUGAACCCUUAAGACAGCUUUUGCCAAGCGUUUCUGGUAAAAGCCACUGCCUUUAUAAUGAGCUCCUGCAUCUCCCAGAUGCUGCUCAUUAUGGCUGGGAGGUGAGCAUUAACCUUUUGUGCCUUUCUGACUCGUUUAUGAAAUAAAGGGAGACUUUAAAAUUG